Molecule: messenger RNA, 2661 nt
Organism: Closterium sp. Naga37s-1
Lineage: Eukaryota; Viridiplantae; Streptophyta; Zygnematophyceae; Desmidiales; Closteriaceae
Source: the annotation of a GenBank genome assembly
AUGUCAACGGCGUCGAAGCGGUAUCUGCGCAUGUCGCUUUCCGUAGCCGUCGUCUUGGAGCAAGAGCAAGGUAAGGUAUUGGCGGAAUGUGCGGUGGAGUUGGGUGCGACGGAUUACAACUGGGAACCGAACGCUCCGUGCACGACGGACGAAGGCCUGGUGUGCAACGCUGACGGAACAGUCAACACUAUUGACUUGUCUGGUACUGGUCUGGAAGGAAGCAUCUGCUCCGUUAUAGGCAACCUCACUACGCUAGUUACACUCGAUCUGAGCUACAACUCGUUGUCAGGCCCCAUCCCUGCCAGCAUAGGGCAGCUUCCCCUGCUGCAGAGGCUCGAUCUGAGCUACAACUCGUUGUCAGGCCCCAUCCCUGCCAGCCUAGGGCAGCUUCCCCUGCUGCAGACACUCGACCUGUCAUACAACGACCUAGACGGUGCCUUGCCUUCCACCAUCGCCUCCUUAUCCAACCUUAAAGUCCUCGACCUCUCAUCCAACUUCAUUGAGGGUGCUUUGCCUCCCACCAUCGGCUCCUUAUCCCGCCUUCAAGUCCUCGAUUUACUUGACAACCAGAUGAAUGGAACGUUACCCCCAUCUCUGAGUGCGCUCACGAAUAUGCAGAUUCUUGACCUUGGGAACAAUACCUUCUCUGGAAGCUUCCCCACUGGCGUGUCAAAACUAACUCAGCUCUCGUUCCUGUCGCUCUUUUACAACAAGUUUGAAGGAUCGGUUCCCUCGUCCAUCUCUCGCCUCUCAAAGCUUCAAGCAUUCAAUUUGGGUGGAAACGUCAACUUUGAGGGAGAAAUCCUUCCAACAGUAGCAACCCUCAGCAGCUUGGCUGUUGUCGACCUUGCUUACAACAGGUUCUCUGGCUCCAUCCCUACCGAGUUUGGCAGGCUUACCAAUCUGCAAACUUGUAUCUUUCUAUACAACCAGUUCACGGGGAGCAUUCCAGAAACCCUCUCCAAGCUGAAAAAACUCAGUCACAUGGACUUCGCCCAAAACAUCUUCCGAGGCACCAUCCCUUCAUUCUUCGCCACCCUGACCAAACUCGACAUGCUGCACUUUGACAAUAACCAGUUUUCCGGAGAAAUUCCCUCCCAGUUGGGAAGCCUCACAAAUCUCACAUACCUGGGUUUCGCCACCAAUGCUCUCUCGGGCCUCGUUCCACCCACCCUCGGGAAUCUCCUCCGCCUCACGGAGCUUGAGCUCAACGAGAGUGGCACGGUGUGUCCAGGAGCAGGCCAGCCGUGCGUGGUAAAGCAGACCCCCUCCUCCCAGUUCUGCAUCAACUGCCCCGACUUCUGCUCCUCCUGCUCCAACAGCCCUGCCCCUUCCCCUGGCUCUCCUGCUGCUAGCCCCUCCCCUCCUCCUCCUCUUCCUCCUCCUGCCAAUAACACUCCUCCUCCUGCCAAUAACACUCCUCCUCCUGCCAAUAACACUUCUUCCUCGUCCUCGUCCGGCCUGCCUCUGGGGGCUAUCAUUGGCAUUGCUGUCGGCGGCGUACUCGUUAUUGUCCUCCUCGUUAUUGGCCUGUUUCUGCUGUGGAAAAGAAGGUCCAAACCCCAAGGCCGGGAAGAGCAACCCAAUGAAACACAAGUGAGCGGUGAACCCACAGAAGGCAGCGACUUGUCAGUCGUGCCGAGCCAGGCGCUCAUGUGUCAGCGCUACUCCUUUGCCACUGUGGCGAAGGCGACAAACGAUUGGGCCGAGGCGAACCACAUUGGAUCGGGCGGGUAUGGCGAGGUGUAUCGUGGAGUGUCUCCUGUGGACCCUUCGGUUGUGUGGGCUGUGAAGCGCGCCAAGAUACUCACGAAUGAUUUCAAGCGAGAGGUGGAGGAGAUGGCAUCAAAGAGCCAUCCGAACUUGGUGCGGCUGCUGGGGUACUGUGUGGACAUGGAUAUGACAACAGAGCACCACGAGCAGAUCGUUAUCUAUGAGAUCUGCGCCAAUGGGGACCUCGAGAAGUAUCUAACUGGCGGGCCGAAAAAGGGCACGCUGACGCUGCAGCAACGCAUGGAUGUGCUGGUGGGGGUGGCGCGGGGGUUGGAGUACCUCCACCAGUUUGACAUCGUGCAUCGAGACAUCAAGCCCGCCAACGUGCUGCUCGAUGCCCGCAUGCAGCCGAAGGUAUCAGAGUUUGGGCUGGUGCGCAUUCUACAAGGCACCACAGUGAAUCCCACCCACGUGGUCAGCAAUCCGGGCUAUAUGGACCCCGCUUGCUCGCACACCAACAAGGCCACACCCAUGGCUGACGUGCACAGCUUUGGCGUGUUGAUGCUAGAGGUCAUGCUGACAAGGCCUGCUGUAGUGGACGAAAAGGGCAUCAACACCAGUAUCAAGGAUUGGGCUGCCCGCCGCGUGCAAGAUCGAGACAUCCAAGGCCUCAAGGACCCUCAUCUCGACAGCAUCCCGAACGAACUGCUUUUGCAGGUCGUUGAGCUCGCGCUGCGGUGCACCGGCAUGCCUCCCUCCUCUCGCCCGCACAUGCGAGAAGUCGCCGUGCGAUUGGACGCUCUCUCAAAGGAGUUUCUGCAGAACGCGACAUCGAAAGCGGAUUCACGAUUCGAGAGCAUCGACCAGGAGGUCGCAAUGCGGCAGCCCGAGCAGAGCCUGGAUGAUGAGUUUCUGUGCAUUGAUGUGAUCUCCGGCGCAUGUGAUUGA